GUGAAAGCGAGGUCUCCAACAGAAACAAACAUGGUGGCGAAUAUUUUGACAAGCUGAUAAUGAUCAACAAGUAUUUCAUGGGAUUAAGUGCUUUUUGAAUGAAAGUCAAUGCCAAUAUUUGCCUUAUAUUCCAGAUGAUGGCAUCUUUAACAGCACAAGAUCAGAGGAUCCCUUACAGUCCCCAUAUGAAUGGGCCAUAUAGCAAUGGGCCAGUGCAGGGAGGGGGGUAUGUGAACAGUGGCAAUGGAAGAAACUUGACAUUCAGGAAGAGGUUUGAGAGGGUGGAUUGGAGGAGAGUUGCUGCCCUGGAUGUGGACAGAAUUUCAAGAGAGCUGGACUUCACUGCCCUUCAGGAAAACAUCAUGAACAUCACAUUCUGUAAUAUAGAGUCUGAGGUGGAUAUCCGUUUGAUAGAUGCCAAUUUCAUCAAGCUUUUCAAACUUGCCCAGCUAACAAUAGAGUACUUAUUGCAUUCACAAGAUUAUCUUUCUGAUUGUGUGGCAACUCUUGAAGAAAAACUGCGCAAAGCCGUAGAGGAACACGAUGAGACCAAAAAGGAGGUGGAGAAGCAGAAGAAGGAGCUGGUGGAGGUGAAGAAAGAAAGUCACAAGAGGAAGAAGCUACUGGCUGCCCAGCAACAGAUGCUGCAGUCAGGAGCAGGCAGCUAUAAUAAGUGCCCAUACUGUGUGAAGGCCUUCAUCAACCCAACCUUCCUCCAGUCUCACCUGUACAGGAAACACACUGAGCAGGUCAGCCAGUUUGGUCUGUCACAACCAGCACAACCUCAACCACAGCAAUAUCUGUCUCAACAAACGCAAUCAGCACAAUUGGCUCAGCAGCAGAAUCUCACCAAUGGGGUGCUGGAGAGAGAACUGAGUGAGAUCAGGGAGAGGCUGAGACUGACUGAAUCUCAGCUUCAGGAGGAGAGAAAUGCUCUGAAAGGAUUCUCAGUAAAGGAGAAAGAAGAAUGGGAACAUAGAGAGAGGCAGCACCAGCAGGAGUUACAGUCUCUGAGAGAGGAACUGGAGACUGACUACAAGAACAGGAUGGACAACAUGCAGGCAGAGUUCAUGGCUGAACUGAAAGCCACGCAUAAAGAGCUGGAGAAAUCCAGGCUUGAUGCUUCCCAGCGUAGCAAACCUUCCAAUCUUGGGACAAUGUACGAUGAGGAAGAGAUAGAAAAUCUGAGGAAGGAGUUACGAGAGAAUGAGGCAAAACGAGAGGAGGAGCAAUCCAGAGAGAUGAAGCAGGCCCAGAAGGAGAAGGACAGACUUCUCAAACAGAGAGAGAAGGAAAUCCAGAGACAGCAGCAGGAAAUAGAGCAGCUGGCCAGUAGACCUCCCACUGUUGCCCCCAGAAAGCCCCCAGCUGGAGAGCGUGCAGGGAGCCCCUCUAAGAGCCCCAGUAAGAGAGCACCUGUACCACAAAUAAUGGAGACACCUGCCACUGAGGAGGAAGAAGAGGAGGAGGAGACGGAGACAGAAGAGAGCUCAGAUCUGAAAGUGUCAGACUUGGGAGCCAGCAGUAAGGACACACUGGGCAGCACCAGUGGUGACCUCACUAUGACCGGCACCAGUCUGAAGCGGCUGAAGAGAGAGCUGGUGAAGAAUCCCGCCAUCUUGGGGCCGAUGAAAGAAGAGUUGAGACAUCUGCUGGAUGAGGAGCUGGAAAAGAGGGGCAUAUCACCUAAUGCCCAAGGUAUUAGUAAUGCUCAGUAUAACAGCAAGAUGGGAAUGCUGAAAAAUGAAAGGCAGCAAAAAGCAAAGAAAUACCCUACUUUCUAUGACAUAAGGCAGCAGUAUAUUAACAAGGUGGAUGACAUGGCCAAAGAGAGGCUGAGAGGGGGAAGGAAAGGAGCCAAAUCUGGAGGCGACAAUGCCAGCCCUGUGAAGCGUCCAGCAGAGCCAGUUUAUGCCACACCAAUACCAAAGAAAAGCCGCGGGGGCUCUAAAGCCACUCCACAGACACAACAACAACAACAGCCGAGGCAUCAGGCCAGUAUGAGCAGCAAGCAGCCCCCUAAACCAGCCCCCAGGACCCCCAGUCCUACCAAACCCUCCCUGAAUGCCUCCAAUACUCUGUCUUCCACUGGGUCCCAGCAGGCCGCUAGCAGCAAGUGGGACUCUGACGAAAUCUCAGAGGAUGAAGAGUCAGAGGAGGAGGAUGAAGAUGAGGACAUUAAGCCUAGUCAGAGGCCAAUAGGAGGUCAAGGUCAGGUCAAAGGUCAGCAAGUCCCUCCCCCUGUCCCUGCCAGGGAGCCUGAAGUGAUAGAUGAGGAUGAUGACUGGGACUCUGAUGAAAUCAGUGACCUGGAUGAGAUCAGCCCCAGCCAUGUGAGGGGGACACUGGCCAAGACAGGCAGCUCCCCAGCCAAGACAGGCCAAGCCCCACAGCCCAAGGGCAGUAUAGUGGCCAACCUAGCCAGGUCCAUAGAGUCACAGCUGUCUGGGCGUAAGGCAAAGAAGCCGGCCGGUGCUGUGGAUCUUAAUGUAAGUGGUGGUGGUGUCACUGGUGGUGGUGGUGGUGGUGGUGGUAAUGAACUAGAGGUGCCCACAGCGCGAGAUGUCAGCAGUCCUGUAACGCCAGAUAUACCACAGAUGGAGGAUGGAGAGGAGAGUGGGGAUACAUUUUCUAUCUCUUCCUCACUGGGAGAGUCGCCGCAGGAAACUAAAGCCAAACAAAAAAAACCUGGCAAACUGAGCACUCAUGGAGAUACUGACUUCUCAACCAACACAUAUGGAACCAGUGUUUGGGGCGGCUCUUCUUCAAAAGCUGCUAGCACAGUGAACCCAGGGGGGACAGGAAAGAGCUCACUGGUCAGUGUCACAGACUGGGAUGAUGACGAUGAUGAACUUGGCCUGGAUGACCUCUGACCUUCAUGCAGUUGACCCUUGACCUUCAUGCACAUGACCUCUGACCUUCAUAUGGUCGACCCUUGACCUUCAUGCAGCCAAAUUCUGAUUUUGAAGAGAUCCAAAUGAAUGACUUCUUAUAAGUGGCUAAAUACUAUUUGACCACUAAAUGGACAUUUUGGAUCAAAAGAGGCCAAGUCUGUGAGGUUAGGGAUUUUACUGCACCAAAUGUCAGUUUAAUUGAAGCUGUGCCAACGAAAUUUUGUAAAUCGUGGAAACUGCUGAGACUGAAGGGCAAAGUUAAAGUUUCUGUAAAUCUUAGAAAGCUUUAGCCUUUCUUUAGCAAAGUGCUGUAAGUAUGUUUUACUAUACAUGUGAAGAUACGCAGACCCAUCAAGUCUCGUCUUUGAGGGGACAUCACUGUUUGCUUGAAUAAAAAAGGGCCUCUCUUUCAACUUUUAAUAAUAAGAUUUGCUGUGGGAAGGAAAUCUGUGUAAUAUGUAAGGGUUUGGGGAAUAUCUGUUCUCGUGUUUUGGUAAACUGAUUCUUAGUUGGCUGUUCUUAAUGAAUAUUAUGCCAGAUGCUAUAAUUUAAAAUAAUGUCCUGUUGCUGUGAAAUAUGACCAGAAAACCAGACACGGGGAUUUCACCAGGAGUUGACGAGUAAUGUAAAUAAAGUGGCACUUUAGAGGUUAAUUUAUUUUAUAAGUUCUAAGAAACAUAUGCAGCUGUAGAGAGCAUAAUUCUAACAAACAUACUGCUUGCUGAUUGGUGAGUUCUAGUUGCUGUGUUCAUCAGUGUAAUUUUUAUGUUGAGAUGCAUAAAUGUGCAAUCUGCAUUUAGGUAGAGGG
Lingula anatina is the source of this 3702-nucleotide messenger RNA. RefSeq lists its product as uncharacterized. Gene Ontology annotation, cellular component: cytoplasm; ciliary basal body. NCBI's taxonomy places the organism in Eukaryota, Metazoa, Brachiopoda, Lingulata, Lingulida, Lingulidae. Gene Ontology annotation, biological process: cilium assembly. The record is from RefSeq and is a predicted model, not a curated record.